AUGGCUUUUCCCGGGAGACACACAAACAGAGUGAUCAGAUGCCGAGGAAACAACUGGAAUCUGAUUGUGCCGUCUGUCUUCACGACUCCCGGACCAGAGCUGAUCGCCCAACGUAAAGUAUUUAAGGCAGCACGGUUCAUCGAAAGAGCCUUGGCUGAGACCGACACCCGAAAGGAGAGACAGCGUUAUCCCCCGCAGAAGCUGACGCCCACCAUUCGCGGCGCAAUCCUUCAGUGCGUGACCGAGGCGCGCAAGGAUCCACGUAUCCACUUCACAGGUUCCGAACUGAGCAUCCUUUUUCAUAUAUACUUUCAUCUAACAAACUAUCAGAUUCGACCAAUGACGGAGGAAGAACUGAAAGAUUUCCUUGUCUCCACUCUUUCCCUGUCUGGGCAAAAUCUGCUUGAAGGUCUCCACGGAGCCGCGAGGAUGCUGCGUUAUGGUCGGCCCUCCUUGAAAUCUGAUGGAAUAACUGCAUAUGACUUUGUCCUUCUGCUCUCCUGCAUGCUUCGCGGCUCCUUCACUGACCGAGCCACCAUGUCCUUCUAUGUCCUCGAUCGCGACAGCGACGGUCGACUGCGCACUAACGUGGAGUUUGCGUAUUUCCUCAGGGGUUCUUUGUGGAACGUGCAGGAUGAGCCUGACGAAUGUGAAUUUGAUGGGGACCAUACGCAGCAAGCAGUCCAGUACUUGGCCUCGAAGGCUUCAAUCAGCAUCGGUGGCAGCAUUGGGCUCGCCCGUUUUCUACAGCUCUGCUCCAAGCAGCCGUGGAUGAUAGACGCUAUAUUACCAUGUAUACCUAGAGACAUCGACAAUGUAACCUUCCAAAGCAUCUUUACUGGCAACAUAAUGACUCCAUAUCACAGUGAAAGUCCUCGACACUCUAACACCCCAACAAGAAGAUCGACGUCAACUUUUUCAAAUAGGAGACAGUAUGGCAAAUAAUUUCUGCUUGAUAACUCAUAUUGGUCACAGUACUUGUUAAUGCGCGAUGCUAGAAACCAUUGCUGUUUCUAUAUUUGUCAACUGAAUAAAAUUCAGUAAAUAUGAUUCACAUUUCUGCUGGAGGUUUUUGUGUACUAACUUCCGAAGUUGGAAGUUUGGACCUUAACAGCUGUAAAAGCCCUGGUUGCCAGACAACCAAGGUGAUUCUUAAGCAGUGAGAAAGGAUGAAAUCAUUGGCUAGUGGUUUAAGAGGUUAAGUAGGAAAUUUGCCCAAAAGUUUCACGUUUAUUUUGUGUACAAAAGCACUCGAGGCUCCAGUUUUACAAUUUAUAUGAAGUUUUUGUGUCCAGAAGAGCAGUAAACCAUUAUUAUAAUCGGUGAACGCCUGGAGUAUUACGUUGUGUUAAGGUAUCUUAUUGCGACUCGUCUGCAAUUGUUAUAAUUAGGUGAUUUGUCCUAAUUAUGGAAAUGAAAUUGGCAUUUCGGCUUGACCUUGGGGAACCGGGUUUACGGUCCGUGCGGACGUUUACAUAGCAACUGUCAACCGAUAAUCGAGAAACGUCACCAACAAAAAGGGACAUUGUAAUGGCAAUUUCUGGCUUGCUGUGAUCAGGUAAAUAAACCCAGAUUUCAGCCAGACCCCUGAAAUUUAUAACGAGUUGGUUGGCUGACAAGACUUUUGGGGCUAAUUGGGGCUAUUUGGAUCGACUUAUAGUCUCAAGAUCUCCCUGUGUGACUUGAGUCAUUCACAGGGCUAAUCUCAGCAACGAAUCCAAACAUCUUAGCCAGUACUCUCCCAUCACGGGGCUUCAUUGCUUCUGUGGUGACCGCGUCCUUCAACAGAGUGACCUUGUGAUACGCAGGAGUCAUUUGGCUUUUUAUUCGUCUUUGAUACUUUAAAUCAAAGAGCAAAUGCUCUUAUCGGCACCAUUCUUAGUAAGCUCUAAUUGUCCGUUCUGUGGUGUUUAUUAGCCAAGUUGGUUACAAGAGCAGGGCAACAGUUGUAAGUCGUCGUGCGAAAUCCGUUCUAGGUUGUCUCGCAUAUAAUCGAGAAGACAAGAAAUCCGACAAGACAGGGCCUGUCUGUUAUACUAUUCAUACUACGACCCCUUCUGGAGCCGAUAUGGCCUAACUCCCCAAUAGUAGAUUGGAUAUUGAAUAUGUGAACUGACAUUCUCUGUUAAUGGAUGGGAACCCGUGUUGCCUGCUAGAGCUUACACACUAUGAUCUAAGCAAGCACUUCCUAAAUGUGCUUUUCCUCUCUUUCAAUGUAUUGCCUGUUCGUCUGAAUUUAAGACACCUGAGUCCAGUGGAGGGACACCAAAAGCGCUCGUUACCUAUGCAAUAUUGACGUGAAUUGCAACUUUGGCAGAAGCAGUGUGGUACUCUUGUCUCACAAGACAGCGAUUAAAAGGUUCAUGGCGCGGAACAUGUCCUCUCUCUAUGGCUUCCUUAUGUGGUCCAAGGGCAUAAUUACCAACCCAGGUGUAAUCUUUUCUAUGCGCCUGUGUCCGAUGCAGAGAGAGAUAUCAAGGACGGAAUCCGUUAAUUUUUUCAGGAAUUUCUGUCCCUCCCCCACACCCCUCUUUCCAGCUAAAUUAUUGCACUUGUAUAGGAGUGGAAUGUGCACAUCAGCAAGCCUGACCCAACAGCCAUCGUCAGGGAGUUUUUACUUUUUCUAAAAACAAAGGGAUGUUUGUGACACAUGCCGGGUCUCCGCGCCCAAAAAGCACAUCCGAACCUGAAAUUCAAAUAACGAGGAAACCGCUACUCAGAUCAACUGCCUUCUUGUGUGCUGGUCUUCGACUGUUGCCCAGGUCAUGGGAAAGGAAUAGGCAGCAUGUAUAGCUCAAAACACACGCUCGUGGGAUUAUGACUACUCUUAUGCCUUAAUGUGUUCACGACUAUUAUCCUGCAAAAAAGACACAAUGUUGGCGAACUUAAGUGCUCUACUCCCCUGCAUGAAUGACGAAUGCGGCUCAUUCAGGACUGCCAUCACCGAUAAUUCGCUUUACAACCUAGCUAUCGACUGCUGCAACCAGUUGGUAAAUGAUGCAAUGCACUGCCAAAUUCAGAACGCGCUGUCUUCAGAAGCACGGUCAGCUCCAGUUAACUGAAUUCGAUAUGGGAGAGUAUGGCCUUAGAAUUACAGACGGGUUCCACUGCUGACGACACAAGGAAGCUGUACCAGCUCUUCCAAUGCCAUCUAGAAGGCAAUGUGCCAGUCAGCCAGACAGUCAACACAGAGGAAAUCCUUCUUUUUACGUCACCCAACGAGCGAGUGCCGCAGUGGGACGAAUGACUUUGAAAACUAAUAGAAGAGAAGAGGCGAGUUCCAGGAAGUAGUCACGGAGAAGGAGACACGAUCGCUGGAACAAGUGCUUUAUUAGCCUGACGUGAUAGGCAUGUAGCGGCCUACCAACUACAUCCUAUAAAUAUCGCAACACCUGGGAAAUCUACUACCCUUAUCUGACUCUGUCUCUGAUGAUGGGCUCGAGCGAAACCCGAGACUUCAGGCCAAUAAAACACUUGUCCCAGCGAUCGCGUCUCCUUCUCCGCGACUACUUCCUGGAACUUGCUUCUUCGCUUUUGUUUACAAAUUGUUUGGGAAAGACGCGCUCCGAUCGGCCCGGCGAUGGGAAACCUUCGCCCUUUGAGGGGCCUCUACGUAUGCGCUGAUCAGGUUUCUGAGCAGGUGUCUCGACAACAAUGUGUUACCGGAGUGUGGUUAAUACAAGCCUCCCGGUAAACACGGAGUUGGCGAGACGAACAGUAUAUUAGCAUGGCAGAAGAAUGAUCCGAGUGUUCCAUCAAGACUGCCACGCCAGGCUUUGCAAGUGGCGUCAGAGGAGUGACCAAGAGAAGACUAAAUGUCAUAAGUUCGUUGGCGAUUUAGGUACAAAUCUGCUCCCGCAGAGGAUGUCUGAACGCGUCCGCAAACAGAGAGCGAUACUUGACGCGGCAAUGGGAAGCAAAGUCACAAAGUUGCCUAAUCUCGCAUCGUUCAAAGACGACAAACUGGUGCGCAACCUGUCGUCAAAGGACCUGACGAGGGAUCAAAUGCAGGUGUUGCAGCAUGAAACUUCAUACAACACAGCUGACGCCAAACCUGUCAACGUGGUUGCAGCCGUGGAAUCGAUCCCAAGUCAGACGGAAGCAGCCGACGACACCAAGAACCUUAUCAGACACCAGAUUUCUCUCCUUAUGACUUACAGGCCGCGCGACGCGCUGUCCAAGGUCGAACGUGCUGCCCUAAGACAUCGUCAUCGUGUCUGCGAACAAGGGACGUUCCACGGUUGUUUUGGACCGGGCAGGCUGCCUUUAGAGGACUAA
This is a messenger RNA of Spirometra erinaceieuropaei, 4278 nucleotides long. The record is from the annotation of a GenBank genome assembly. NCBI's taxonomy places the organism in Eukaryota, Metazoa, Platyhelminthes, Cestoda, Diphyllobothriidea, Diphyllobothriidae.